Messenger RNA from Auanema sp. JU1783, 1269 nucleotides. Lineage: Eukaryota; Metazoa; Nematoda; Chromadorea; Rhabditida; Rhabditidae. The record is from the annotation of a GenBank genome assembly.
AUGAAUACAGAAGAAGCGGAAAAACCAAAGUAUUUUGGGAAUGUGGAUUUUGAAAAGACUGUGAAUGAUAUCAUAUCGAGUCCAAGACGAUGUAAAUCUUAUAUGUAUGAUUACGAAAUAAAACUAUUUGAAAUCUCAGAAAAACAACGGGAAUACUAUCUUAAAUGCUUCCGGCACUUGCUCAAAUCAACUCAGGGAGUUAUAACUGACAUACACAAUGCUGCGCUCAAUGGAGCAGAUAGACAAGUAGUCGACUUUUUCCGUAAAAGCGGUUUGGAUACAGAAUCUUUGUCAAGAAUAUGGACGUUGUCCGAUGUUAAUGAAGAUGGAUGGUUGGACCUUAAUGAGUUUUCCAUGGCUAUGCACCUCAUCGUUUUGAACGUGAAGGGAGAAGUACCCAUUCCUAACGUUCUUCCUGCUCAUGUGAAGCCGCCAUUCACUCCUUCACGUUCCAAUUCACAAAUGCAAGGCCAAAUCAGUCCGGCUUCUUACAAUUUGCAGAAUCAAAAUAGUUUACCGGCUCCUUCGAGUUCACAAGAAAAAAAGAAUAGUCUAGGAAAUUCUUGGGAUCAAUUCGAAAUGCCCGACUGUAAGAACAAUAUUGAAAAGGAAGAAGUGGCUUUAAAAGAGUUUUCUGACGUUCCUCCGUUGCUCGUCGAUAUACGACCCACUGCUGUAAAACCUUCUGUUGUUCCGUUGCUUUCCUUAAAAAGUCCCUCCGGUCCACCUCCCCAACCUCCCCCUCGUCCAGUUCAGAAAGGACAUGGAAGAAGUGCUAGUCUUGAUUUGAAAUCAGUCAAUCUCAAUUCUCAAUCAAGCUUUCCUUUGUUUCCUGCUGGUGAACGAAGGGACUCUGACACAACUAUAAUGAAUACAGUGGCGCCUCCCUUAUCAGCUAGGCCAACAUUAUCAGGACCUAUUCCUGUUCUCCCUCCCCCUGUACCGCAGCGUACUUCACCAGGAACCUCGUCGAAAAAUGCAGAAACUCAAACAGAAAAAGAAAUGGUUGAUAAAGACUUGCUGGAGAGGUUUAUAAAAGACAUGGGUAGUGAUCUUGACGAUCUUUUACGUCUUGAGUCAGAGCCAUCAGAAGGAGUGGGUGUAGAGAGAUGGGAGCUACGAUGCAGAGCUUUGAAACUACAAAAUGCGGAGCUAGAACAAGAAAGAGCUCGCUUAGCUCAAGUAAGAAUUCAACUUGAACUACGCUUGCAAGAAGUUGAAGAUACGUAUAAUACGAAAGGCAAAACUAGUCGGCCAACUGCAUUAUAA